Trachemys scripta elegans is the source of this 1604-nucleotide messenger RNA. RefSeq names its product inactive N-acetylated-alpha-linked acidic dipeptidase-like protein 2. NCBI's taxonomy places the organism in Eukaryota, Metazoa, Chordata, Testudines, Emydidae. Bases 1 to 639 code for a protein of 212 amino acids. The record is from RefSeq and is a predicted model, not a curated record. The transcript is spliced from 4 exons.
AUGACGGAAAUCGUUUGGAGUCCUAAGAGGUUUCUCUUCCCUUUUCCACAGAGUCCAAGCUUUCUCUUUGAAGCUCUCUUUCCUGCAUAUAACACAGUAACUGAAGAGCUGGAUCCCUUGUUCAACCUCCAUGAGACCAUUGCUAAGCUAACGGGAGAGGUGACUUUGCAAAUUGCCAGUGAACCGGUUCUGCCCUUUAAUGCCCUGGACAUCGCAUUAGAAGUUCAGAACAGCCUUAAAGGUGACCAACUAGACACCCGUCAGUUGCUGGCAAUGGCUUCAAGACUGAGGGACAGUGCAGAAUUGUUCCAGUCAGAUGAGAUGCGUCCAGCUAAUGACCCGAAGGAGAGAGCUCCUAUCCGAGUGAGAAUGCUUAAUGAUGUUCUCCAAGGUCUGGAGAAAAACUUCUUAGUUCAACAAGCUCCUCCAGGGUUUUACAGAAACAUUCUUUACAGGCUGGAUGAAAAGAUGAGCCAAUUUUCAGUACUACUAGAGGCACUGGAGCACUGCAAGCUACAUCAGUCAAAUGAGACCCUUCAAGCAGCCUUGUCAAAGGUGCUGAACAGCAUCAAUUCAGCUCAGGUUUACUUCAAAGCAGGACUUGAUGUGUUUGAGACUGCCUUUGCUGGAAAGAAAUGACAAAACUCUCAGCAUUCUAAGAAGUUUGUUUACAAUUCACUAAGCAAAAGUUCGAGUUGGACCAGAAUUUCUUUGAGAUUGAAAGUUUUUUCAACUGUUUUUUUUUUUCAAUCGGUGUUUAAAGGUACUACAGUGUGUGUUCUAAUAACUAUAAAACAGUCUUUUGCACUGUUCACGGUAAAUCCCAGAUGUCUCUUUGAGAAUGUAUAAAAACAUAUUCAGGGGGGAAUAACACUCAAGAUUUGAUUUUUAGAAGGAAAUCUGCUGUAUUUUUAUAUGUAAAAUAUAUUUUUAUGACUAAGGGCUCAAUCUUGCAAAGUGCUGAACACUUGCUGCAAAAUGCUAAGGGCCUGCUUUUCAGAGGUGAGGAACACCCACGGUUGUAAGUAUCUCGGGGCUGUGAAUGCUCAGCACCUCAACAAAUCAUGACUGCAGUACCCUAAAAUUCAUUGGUUCACCCUUAAGUCCUCCAAUACCCAGAUUUGCUACACCUCCACAACAAACUCAUCUUUGUUCUUUCCCCUUUAUGUCUGGGGAGAGGAAGUUGAAGGAUGUGGGUUUGUUCUAUUGGUGUUCAGGGCAUGCAGGACUAAGGAGGAGGCACUCGAUAUCUUGCAGGUAGAGUCCAACAUUCUGAGACCAUCCUUACUCCUGUGGGUGAUGCAUAUAGUAUGAACGUUGCUUAGGUUCUGGGAGAGUUAAGAACCUUUGAUUAUCCUGUUUCUGCACCAGAAAAGGAGAAUUUUAAUUUCAGUGAAAAGCGUUUGGGGUUUUUGUUUUUAACAGUUCAGAGGAUUCAGAAAGAUUUGAAUUAGUCGACGGAGUUGACCAAAAACAUUUUGAAUGUUUAUAUUUAUGAAAUGAAGUGCCUAAUCUUAUGGAACUAGUAGUACUACCCUGGUUAACAAAACUGUCAACCUUUAUACUGGCAUCCACUGUACGGGCUCCCUUCACUCCCAGAAUUU